This is a messenger RNA of Petromyzon marinus (sea lamprey), 4936 nucleotides long. Its product is annotated as mucolipin-3-like. NCBI's taxonomy places the organism in Eukaryota, Metazoa, Chordata, Hyperoartia, Petromyzontiformes, Petromyzontidae. Gene Ontology annotation, molecular function: NAADP-sensitive calcium-release channel activity. The record is from RefSeq and is a predicted model, not a curated record. Gene Ontology annotation, cellular component: plasma membrane; lysosomal membrane.
GAGGAGAAGGGAGGGUGUUGUGGAACGAAUCACUGCAUGGCCACCGAUCGUCAUUUUUCCAUCCUCUGCCUGCGUCGUGAAUUCCGGGAUUUUCAGGAUUCCAAUACCAGUUUGGCUCGAUAUUCCAGCAGACACAGGCGUGGCUUAUCAAGAGUGUUUCUGGGAGGGCUUUCUUGCCUUGCCUUUAUACCCGGCAGGCAGCCCGGCACCCUGUGGGUUCCUGCACCAAUGCCCCGUGCGCGGAGGCUUUAGCCUGCGUACCGAUUGUAUCGGAUUUAGUUUCGAACGUUUGUGCUUGUAGGAUUAUUUUCUUUCUUGUUGAUCUAUCUUGGCUGCCCAGUGUCGUGGCUGCCCACUGUCCUGGCUGCCCACUGUCUUGACUGCCCACUGUCCUGGCUGCCCACUGUCCUGACUGCCCACUGUCUUGACUGCCCACUGUCCUGGCUGCCCACUGUCUUGACUGCCCACUGUCCUGACUGCCCACUGUCCUGGCUGCCCAGUGUCCUGGCUGCCCACUAUCCUGGCUGCCCAGUGUCCUGGCUUCCCACUAUCCUGGCUGCCCAGUGUCCUGGCUGCCCACUGUCCUGGCUGCCCACUGUCCUGACUGCCCACUGUCUUGACUGCCCACUAUCCUGGCUGCCCAGUGUCCUGGCUGCCCACUGUCUUGACUGCCCACUAUCCUGGCUGCCCACUGUCUUGACUGCCCACUAUCCUGGCUGCCCACUGUCUUGACUGCCCAGUGUCCUGGCUGCCCACUGUCUUGACUGCCCACUAUCCUGGCUGCCCAGUGUCCUGGCUGCCCACUGUCUUGACUGCCCACUAUCCUGGCUGCCCACUGUCCUGGCUGCCCACUGUCCUGGCUGCCCACUGUCCUGGCUGCCCACUGUCUUGACUGCCCAGUGUCCUGGCUGCCCACUGUCCUGGCUGCCCACUGUCCUGGCUGCCCAGUGUCCUGGCUGCCCACUGUCCUGGCUGCCCACUGUCCUGGCUGCCCACUGUCCUGGCUGCCCACUGUCUUGACUGCCCACUGUCCUGGCUGCCCACUGUCCUGGCUGCCCACUGUCCUGUCUGCCCCGCUAGUAUUGGCUGCCCACUGUCCCAGGAUUGGUCUGGGCGCUCGCGCGCACGAACCGUUCGCUCGGCACGUAGGUGUUGCACGAGUCGUUCGUGACGCAGAUCGAAGAACCCGCUAAUUAUUCGGUGGGAAGAAAACGCGGAAAGACGAUGUUCGCCAAGGAGGACAAGAGCGUGGCCACGUCCAUGGCCGGGGACAUUAAGUUGCGGGCGUGCGAGGCUGUGAGGAAGCCGGGCUGGGCAGGAGAGAGCGUGAGGGUUCAGAAGCAGGAGGUUUGGACUCUGGACAAAGGGAUUGAUGGUGGUGAUGCAGAGCUGACGAGCACGGCGGCCAUGGCGAAGUUGGAGGCGUGCGGCGAGGAGACGCCGCUGCUGGGCGGACUGGCGGCCGCGGAGGGCCGGUUGAGGCGCGACAUUCGCUUCUUCUUCAUGAGCCCUUGCGAGAAGUUCCGCGUCAAGGGACGCAAGCCCUGGAAGAUGGGCGUCCAGAUCCUCAAGAUCGUCAUGGUCACCAUUCAGCUCGUGGUGUUUGGGCUCAGCAACCAGAUGGUGGUGACGUUCCGCGAGGAGAACAUGGCGACCUUCAAGCACCUGUUCCUGCGCGACUACAGGGACACGCCGGCGGACGACGCCUACGCCGUGUACACGCGCGCAGACUUCUUCGGCAACGUCGCCCACGUCCUCAACCAGUACGUGCGCCUGCGGAACGUGUCCGUGGGGAACUACGCGUACAUGCGCGACAGCGACGGCAGAAUCGCCCCCAUCAACCUCUGCCGCAGCUUCUACAAGGCGGGCACCAUCGACCCCGGCAACGACACCUUCAGCAUCAACCCCGUGAUCGAGAAGGUAUGCAUCGACAUGCUGCCCCUGAUCCCGCUGGGAGGCUUGUCGCUGAACGCGACUCGCCGCGCGGUGACGGAGAUCUUCGUGGCCUCGAAUCUCACCCUCGACUUCCACAGGCUGAUUGACGUCACCAUCAAGUUCAAGCUGAAGACCAUCAACCUUCAGACGGUCCGCUACCACGAGCUGCCCGACUGUUACAUCUUCUCCAUCACCGCGCUCUUCGACAACAAGGCUCAUAGCGGCCGCAUCAUGGUCAACCUGGACAGUGACGCCCUCAUACGCGAGUGCAAAGAGUGGGACAUCUCUGGCUCCAUUCAGAAGAACACGCACUUCAUGAUGAUCUUCGACGUCUUCAUCAUCAUGCUGUGCCUCACCUCCUUCGUCCUCUGCCUCCGAUCGAUCGUCAAAGGCGUCUUCCUCCGAAACGAAUUCGUGCUGUUCUACCAUGUGCACUACGACCAGACGGUGGGGUGGUCCGAUCAGACGGAGUUCAUCAACGGCUGGUUCAUUCUCAUCAUCAUCAGCGACAUCUUCACCGUCAUCGGCUCCAUCCUCAAAAUCGAGAUCGAGAUGAAGAGCCUCAUGUCCUAUGACCUCUGCAGUAUACUGCUGGGGACGUCCACUCUGCUGGUCUGGGUCGGUGUGAUCAAGUACAUGGGCUACUUUAAGACGUACAACAUCCUCAUCUUGACCCUGCGCGCGGCAUUCCCCAACGUCAUCCGCUUCUGCUGCUGUGCCGCCAUGAUCUACCUGGGCUACUGCUUCUGCGGAUGGAUCGUGCUGGGACCGUACCACUUCAAGUUCCGCACGCUCAACAUGGUUUCGGAGUGCCUCUUCUCGCUCAUCAACGGCGACGACAUGUUCUCCACAUUCUCGGCGAUGAAGCAGAAGAGCUACCUGGUGUGGCUCUUCAGCCAGUUGUACCUCUACAGCUUCAUCAGCCUCUUCAUCUACAUGAUCCUCAGCGUCUUCAUCGCCCUCAUCACCGAGACCUACGAGACCAUCAAGCACUACGACGCUCAGGGCCGCGCCAUGAGCGAGGUCGACCGCUUCCUCAACGCCGGCAGCAGCCCCGAGCCCGGCACCGGCGGAAGCAUCAACGGCGUUGCCGGUGGCGGUGGCGGUGGCGGUGGCGGUGGUGGCGGGGAUGGCGGUGGUGGCUGGGACGAGGGAGAGACGGCCUGCAGCUUCCUCACCUGCUGCCUCCCCCAGCGCUCGUCCACCUCCCACUGACUUGGCGGCUCGCCUGGAGGAGCGAAACCGGCUUCGCCGACCUACGACCCCCGACGACCCCGCGACACCGGCCACUUGCGACAGCUUUCCCCUGUCCCGUUUGUUUUUUUUCUUUCCGCGUGAGAUCCCACCCCACCCCCUCCCCUCCGCCCUCCGCCCUCCUCGUCCCCCGCGCGGCCGCCGACCGGCAGCACCGCGCUCGGUCGCAAGGUGAAAGAAACGUCCCGUGCCGGUGGAGGACCUCUCGGUUCGAGCGGCGCCUAUGGCGGCGGCGGCGGCAACGGCGGCGGCAGCGGCGGCGGCGGCGGCGCCACGACUUCUCAAGUUGCCGGCCAUCGCCGAGGGCCGUCGACCGUCCCCCUUUCUCCGAACGGCGCCCUCCGAAAUGCACCCGCCGAGUGCCCGUCCAGGCCCUGGGUGAAACGACGCGUCGAGGUCUUCGCCCCUCGCCCGGGGGGGCCCCCCCCGGGUCCCCGGCGUGGUUCCAGCUCCCGACGGUCCCGCGCAAUGCCCCACGGGGUCUUUCGGUUUUGGGGGGACCGGCGAAUGCGUCCGGUUUCGUUUCAUUUCUUUCAAUUCGAUUUUUGGUUUUACGAUUUGCGUCGUCGUCGUCGUCGUCGUUUUACGCUUCUCUCUCUCGCACGGGCUCGCAUCGCGCGUUUUCUUGCCGUCCACCGUCAGGAUCUCGCGUCGGACCCCCAUCUCCUUUAGCUUCCGGAAAGAGGGCACUGCAGAAGUACUUCUGGGGUUUUACCACCGCCAGCCCCGCCACCAUCUCGUUCAGCUUUCUGGAAAGAGGACACUGCAAGAAGUACUUCAGAGGCCGCCACCACCACCACCGCCCCACCCUCCGUCGACUGCCUCUCGUCAACACUUGAGCGGCGCAGCGAUUUUUCCAACGUAACCCAGCCUGUAGAAGGUGGUGCGCGACCGCUCGACCCGUCGAGAGAAAUAUAUAUUUUUUUCCUGGACCUGUGGCUCGGACUAAUGGGGGGAUUCGGAAUCUUAGCCGAGCGAGCAAAGCCGAAAGAGGCGAGUCGGAGUUUCCUGCCGGGUGUGUUUGCGGUCUAGCGCAGGGGUCCCCAAACCCCCCCCCGGGCCGAGGAACCGGUACCGGUCCGUGGCCUGUUAGGAACCGUGCCGCACAGCAGCAGGAGGUGAGAGCGGUGAGUCCGAGCAUGACCCGCCCCCCAUUGUUUUAUUAUUUUACAACUUCCCGUGCGCGCCUCUUUCCCGCACCGAGCGCUCAGUCUCAGUCACGUGGUGUUGUUGGUAUUAAGCCCGCGAGCGCUAACCCCCUAGUAGCCAAGAUGAGUAACGAAACAAAUAGUCGCUGGAGAGCUUCUUUGAAUGAUGAACCCUCCCACCGUUCAUGAAAAAAAAUUGUCUUCCACGAAACCGGUCCCUGGUGCCAUAAAGUUUGGGGACCGCCGGUCCAGCGAGACGCCCCGCUCCAACCGCGCGGGGAGCGACCGACACCUGGGACUAGCAAUCGCUUCCGCCCCCGGCGGCGGGAGGGCAGGGAGCGUGGUGGUGGAGGGGAUAUCGGCGAUGGUGGCUCAGUGCUGUAAAUGAUGACGGUUGUUUUACGUUCCGUGGCCGUGCGUUGUCCCGCCAAGUGUUUCACUUCCCGUUGGCGGCGUCGCGAGCGAUGCCGGUUCGGUGGUCGGCGGGCGGGCGGGCGGGCGGUUCCCUGAGCCACAGCGAUGGGGAAAUUCUACAUUCCCAUGGCGGGUUUCCUGACGUACGUGUGUGUGUACGUCGAACUUCUUUCGCACCGUACGUA